AAAAUUAUCUCGAAAAACAAAAAAAGAGUAGUUUAAACUUUAAACUGACUGAAACAUCAAAACAAGCGAAAUAGGUAAAACCCUACCAAAACCCCGCCAUGAAAUUCUUUUCCGCCUGUCACUCCUCCCACCUCCGCCGCUCCCAUCGUCACCGCUUCCUCCAGCUCCGCACCCUAUACGACGGUGUAUCCACCUUGAAAUGGCCCCGAGACCGUGGCCUCGACCACGCAGUGGAGCGCGACAAGCUCCUCAAACCCCUCCUCAAUCUCAAAAACCUCAUAAUCUCCGAGCCGUCGAAAUCGAUCCCGCUUACGCUCAUCACCGAAUCGAGGGAAUCCCUAGGAAUCCCAUUUCGCCCAAUUGAAUUCAUCCGGAAAUAUCCUUCAAUUUUUCAAGAAUUCCAACCGGGCUCCCUCAACAUCCAGCCCCACAUUAAGCUAACCCCUAAUAUAAUUUCUUUGAGCUCUGAGGAAGAUCUGCUUUACCAGAGUGUGAAUUACAAGCAGGACAUUGCGAGCCGCCUCUUGAAGCUGUUGAUGGUAAGUAGGAUAAAUAAAAUUCCGAUUUUUGUGUUGGAGCGUUUGAAAUGGGAGCUAGGUUUGCCUCGAGAUUAUGAGAAGGCUUUAAUUCCUGAGUUUCCGGAUUAUUUUAGGGUGAUUGGUGGGGAUGAUUUAGGGGAAAAUGAAAAAGUGCUUGAGUUGGUUUGCUGGGGUGAUGAAUUUGCAGUUUCGGAGGUGGAAAAGAAGGGGGCAAAGAGUGGAAAGAUUGAGUUUUCGUUUCAGUUUUCGAAGGAGUUUGAGAUGGAUAAGAAGUAUAAGAAGUGGUUGGAUGAGUGGCAGAAGUUGCCUUAUGCAUCGCCCUAUCAGAAUGCAAUGCAUUUGGGGACGAAGACCGAUGAGUCAGAUAAGUGGGUAGUGGCAGUUCUGCACGAGGUGCUUAAUCUUUUUGUUGGGAAGAAGGCAGAGAAGGAGAAUCUGCUUUAUUUAGGAGAGUAUUUGGGGUUGAGGCCAAGCUUUAAGCGUGCGUUCUUGCAGCAUCCUGGGAUUUUUUAUGUGUCGAGUAAGAUUGGAACUCAUACUGUAGUUCUAAGGGAAGCGUAUAAGAGAGGGAUGUUGAUUGAGAGGCAUCCUUUGAUGGGUAUGAGGUCGAAGUAUAUUCAGCUGAUGAAUGUGGUGAAGGAUGAUAAUAAAGCAAAGAAUGCACAGCAGAAGAGUGCUGUUGGUGUGAAGAAAAGUGAAGGGAGUGGUGAAGUGGAGGAUGCUGAGGGCGUGGAGGAAGAUGAUGAUGAAAUGUACAAUGAGAGUGAUGAUUGUGGGGAGGCUGUUGAGGUUGGAAAUGCAAUUGAAAGAGGGAGGCAGGAGACUAAUGGCAGAGUUUCUGAAAGGAGGAAUACUAGAGAUGUGGUUAGGACAAGAGGAAGAGGCACUGAAGAAAUUGUGUUGAAAAGUUCAACAAGGUCUUCUAGGAGAAGAAAUGAUCGAGGUGGUGGAAUGCAUGACAUGUAUGGUGAUGAUGAGAGUGAUGAUUGUGGGGAGGGUGGUGAGGUUGAAAAUGUGGCUAAAAGGGGGAGGCAUGAAAGAAAGGGCAGAGAUUUUGAAAGAAGUGAUGCUAGAAGUGUGGGAAGGAGGAAAAAUGGAAGAGGCACUGAAUCGACAAGGUCUUCUAGGAGAACAAAUGUUCGAGGUGGUGAAAUGGAUGACUCGUCUGAUGAUGAUGAUGAGAGUGAUGAUUGUGGGGAGGCCAUUGAGUUUAGAAAUGUGACUAAUAGUGGGAGGCACGAAGUGAAAGGCAGAGAUUUUGGAAGGAGGAAUAAUAGAAGUGCUGGAAGGAGGACAAAUGGAAGAGACAGUGAAGAGAAUAUGUCGAAAUUUUCAACAAGGCCUUCUAGGAGAACAAAUUUUCAGGAUGAUGAUUCUAAUACUCCCAGAAGAUUUACAAAGAAGUCAAAUUUCUCAGGAAAUAGGACUAGGUCUGAAGCAGGGAGGAGGUCCACAUAGUGGAAACUCAGCUGCUUAACUGAGCAAUUAUAUGUGUUAGGCGACAGGGGUUUCUGUGGUGAUGCCGGUUGGGAAUGUGCCCGCGUUCAUCGUCUAGACAUUUGUAUUUUUGGCAUUAUAAACUGCAUGUUGGAUGUUGACACAGGCUACUUGUAGAAGCUGGUGAUAUGGAAAGUUCCUUGCGCUGGAAAAGGCAAAUAUCAUUAAACAAAGAAGCUUUGGACGGUAUGGGUGGAAUCACUAUUGUCUUAAUUAAUUUCUCUAUUCUUGAACUAAAGUAGCUAACCAAGUGGAAUUGAUAGUAGUCCCAUAAAUAUCUAUGUGAAGCAAUUUUCUCUGCCUUAUGAUUUGCCUCUCAUUUUGCCCACUUUCAUGUUUUAUUAGGUCAAGCACUCUUCUCUCUCCCCCAAUACUCCAAUUCUUGAUUUAAUGUAAUAGUUUCUUUUGAGUUUAUGGGACAGGUCGACGGACAAGAACAUAAAAAAUCUUGGAUUUUAAUGAUGAUGUGAUGAAGGAUGUCAGCAUAUCUAAAAAAGUAGAAGGGCAUAAGCAUGUAAAUCUUUGAUUGCCAAAUAUUCAAAUGGAUAGAAAAUGAAGGUUAUUGGUG
Messenger RNA from Salvia miltiorrhiza (redroot sage), 2604 nucleotides. Its product is annotated as protein WHAT'S THIS FACTOR 9, mitochondrial. NCBI's taxonomy places the organism in Eukaryota, Viridiplantae, Streptophyta, Magnoliopsida, Lamiales, Lamiaceae. Bases 99 to 1997 code for a protein of 632 amino acids. The transcript has 2 exons. Gene Ontology annotation, molecular function: RNA binding. The record is from RefSeq and is a predicted model, not a curated record.